Misgurnus anguillicaudatus (oriental weatherfish) is the source of this 3056-nucleotide messenger RNA. Lineage: Eukaryota; Metazoa; Chordata; Actinopteri; Cypriniformes; Cobitidae. The record is from RefSeq and is a predicted model, not a curated record.
CAAUAAGCUGUAAGGGGCGUGUCUUCUCGUGCGGAAGAGAGAGUGUUUAGUGCGCAUGUCCGAAAUUAGCCCAGGAUGGCGUUCAUGCACCUGAAAGUUGUUUGCCGACCGCCAACAAAACCUCAGAAGAAGUAGAAGACAUUAGCCGAGAGCAUCAGAGGGAAAGAAAGAUCGAUAUGGCGAGUAGUAAAGAAACGAGUAAGCCGUGUCCUGAGCGAAAAAAAGCUUAUGAUAAAGCAAGAAGCAGGACCCGUGUAAACAUUGGGUCAGCUUUCCAGCGUUGGAGAGAUCUGAAGGAGCAUGAAGGCCUGCGAUCGGACGCAGAGGUUGCUUUUUUCCUUCUCGAUAGAUAUGAUAAAGUCACGUUUAUUUCCACACCCUAUAAGCCUGGUGCGUGUAAACCUCCUCCGUUAUCUGUUUCAAGCGUCAGCUCUCAAAGUGUUUCCGACAAGUAAGAUCAUUUGCUUAUGUACUUUGUUUACAAAAACAUUUUGUCAUUCAACAUGUUCGUUAAUUAAUCGGUUUGCUUACUGGAAGUGUUUGUGUUUUUCCGAUGCAAGAGAUGUGUGUUUGAUAGAAGGCGUAGAGAAGCUUGAUGAUACAACCCUUUCUGCCUCAGAAGUGAUGGAAGCAAGGUGUUUUACUACAGAAAAAAAUCACAGCAGUUGCAUGAACAGUAUAGACCAUAGUAUAGACCAUUUCACAAAAUGUAAACAGCACUGGUCCAGAAGCACUUCCUGUCUCAGUUUUUAACACUAGAUAAACAUUGGGCUAAAAUACAACCAACAGAACAUGUAGAACUGAAUCAAAAAGUUAAACAAAUAUGUGUUUACAUAUUUUGAAGUGGUCUAUAGAGAGUGACUUGAUAACACUUUCUUUACUUAUUUACUUUUCUGUAAUACAACGUUGUACUUUAGUCUUGAAAAUGGCUGUUAAAAUCUUUUUAACAGUAAUUGUUUAUUUGUAUCAUUUUAUAUAAGCUGACAGCCACUUUUCUCUUUUUUUUCAGUAUGUCAUCACUAAAUCUGAAUGAGGACACAGUCAGUGUGGAGGACUUCAAUGACAUCCAAAAUGCCACGCAAGUUACUUUGUUUUUAUGUCAUGCAUCCAAGCAUAGUUUAUGUAACAGUUUUGAUAUUUUUUGUUUGUUUUUUGUAGCAUUGACUGGGAGGAUCCAACAUGGUAUCCGGAUGAUGGAGAUGAUCAAGGUGUCACUGAGGAACUGUGUAGAGACACCGAUAGUGAUGAUCCAGAUUACAAUCCACACAUUUGUGUCCGCGCUGGUGGGUCUUUGCCAACACAGAACACACUUGAUGAUAUUCCUGAGAGGAGCAUAGAUGACACAGUUCAUGACAUAGCAGAUCUUGAUGACGAUGAUGCAGUUGCAGACUUGCCACCUUUUCCUGACCAACCGAAAGUUGUUUCUGAGGAUGACAUACUCGGUGUUCCAGCAUCAAUUGCAUACCAUAGCAGCUUGCAUCAGCUUGUACAGUAUCUCCAAAUACCUGUUGACACGUGUAAGAAAAUAGAACAACGCACCAGGCAGUAUUGCGGAGCAUCAAAACCAUUUCGAAUUGAAAUACGUUCAAGGGGCACUGCUGCAAUCAUUGAAUGGACAUGUCCUCGUGGUCACAGUGUGUGGAAGUGGACUUCCCAACCCUGCUUGAAGUUUGGAAUGAAUGCAGGAGACUUCCUUCUCUCUUCAAAUAUCCUUUUAUCAGGAAACAACUUUGCAAAAGUCGCACUGCUGUUCAAAUUCAUGAACAUAAAAAUGGUCAGCAGGACAUUAUUCUUCAGGAUACAGGACCACUUCUGUGUGGAUUCCAUUCAAAAGUUCUGGGAUAAUAAGAGAGAAGAGAGCAUUCACCAGCUUCAGUCUAAAGACAGUGUUGUUGUUCUGUGUGAUGGUCGGAUGGACAGUCCGGGAUUUUGUGCGCAAUAUUGCACAUAUACAGCCAUGGAGAAUGACACAAAGAAAAUCAUCUACAUAACAAACAUUGACAAGAGGGAGACUGCACGAAAUUCGGUUAUCAUGGAAAAGGAAGGUUUUCUCAGAACAUUUCAUACCCUACAACGCGAGGUCAAGCUGACGGAAAUGUGCACUGAUGCACAUACCCAGAUUUCAGCACUUUUCAAUCCAGCAAAGGGACAGUUGAGAGAUGCAGGAGUACAUCAUUCCCUCGAUGUGUGGCAUGGUGCUAAAAACCUCUCUAAAAGAAUACUCGCAGCAAGUCAGCAGAAGCAGUGCUCCAUUCUAUUGCUGUGGAGUAAAGACAUCUGCAAUCACUUCUGGUACUGCUGUAAGAUGGCAGACAACUAUGAUACAUUUUUUGACAUGUGGAUUGGUCUCCUCCAUCAUGUUACUGGUGAGCAUUCAUGGGCACUUGGUAGCUGCCAUCAUGGUCCCCUUACUGAGACCAGAGAGAGGAACUGGAUUGAGUCUAACUCUGUAGCGCAUCAGAAGCUUACAGAAUUAGUUCUGGAUGCACGAUGGCUCAAGGACAUACCCAAGUAUCUGCAUUUCAGAUCAACUGCGGAACUUGAGUCAUUCCACAAUCACAUACUGAUGUACGCCAGCAAACGCUUCUCAUUUACGCCCCCUGUGUACAAUGCACGCAUCUUGCUUGCAGCGCUGGACUACUGCCACCACAUCAACAGAUGCCCAAAAAAAACCGCAGAUGGCAAAAUUCAGUACGAAAAACUAUACAACAAAAAGUCACGCACAUGGCGCUUGCAGACUGUAAAACAGCCAAAGGACUACAGUUAUGUUCGGGACAUACAAGCAUCUAUUCUGCGGUCAAGACUCUCAUGUGAUGUUGGGAUACCACUUCAUAAAAAACCAAGGCAUCAAGACCCAAGAUUACUAGGACAUCUUUCCGGUGUGCCUCCACCCUCUACAGAAGAGCUAUUAAGGACUCAAGUCAGCAGGGGAAUAGGGCACUUGGAGGAACAGGACUGAAGAACAACCUUGUUCAGGAAUUCCAGAAGUGGCACAAUGUUACAACAAUUUUUUUUAGUGUGUGUGCAUUUGUAAAUAAUAAAGGCAAUUUAGAAUA